AUGGACCGCGAAGAGCUCGAGCACUACACCGAGGUCCUCCUCUCGAUGAAGGAGUACGAGGGCUUCGUCUGGCGCGAAGCCUUCCGCAAGAAGAAGCACCUCAAGCGCCUUAGCGAGAAGCACCUGCGCCUCCUUCCGGACGAGACCCAGAAGGCCAAUAUCGCGGCCAUGAUGCGCUGUGCCAAGACGAACCAAGUGUUCUGGGACGAAAUUUGCGAGAUGCAAAAGGGCUACGGGCCCGAAGUUGCGCUUCCAAGCCAUAUCAACUUCAAGGAGCCGCUCAAGACGCCGUACCGCCACUACUCGAAGCUCAAGAGCACGCUGCACCAAUGCGUCCGCGACUGGGCCGAAGAAGGCGCCGAGGAGCGCGAGCAGUGCUACAAGCCGAUCCUGGACGAGCUCAAGCGCGUGCUGCCCGUCAACGCCAGCAACAAGUACCAGCAAAAGGUGCUCGUGCCCGGCGCCGGCCUCGGACGACUGGCGCUUGAGAUCGUCUCGAUGGGCUACGUCACCGAAGGCAACGAGUUUUCGUACCAAAUGCUCUUUACGAGCAACUUCAUCUUGAACUGCGCGACCGAGCCGCAGGCGUUCACGCUGCAUCCGUGGAUCGACAACCCCUGCAACGUCAUGCGCUUUGAAGACUUCAGCCGUCCCGUGACGAUCCCGGACGUCGCCCCCGCCUCGCUUCUCGAUGCUGCCAGCAGCGGCCACGAGCGCACGUUCUCCAUGUGCGCCGGUGAGUUCUUGGAAGUGUACGCGGACGACGUCGACACGUGGGACUGCAUCGUGACGUGCUUCUUCAUCGACGCGGCGCCAAACGUCAUCGAGUACAUGGAAGCGAUUCAGCGCAUGCUCAAGCCUGGCGGCGUGUGGAUCAACCUCGGACCGCUUCUGUACCACUGGGCGAACGGCGAUGGCGACGACGACGAUCGCUACGCCCAGUCGAUCGAGCUCACGUACGAGGAGGUCAAGCACGUCGCCCAAGGCCUCAACUUUACGUUUACGCACGAAGAGCGUCGCGAGUGCUUGUACACGUGCAACCAGCCGUCGAUGCUGCGCUCCGUGUACCAAUGCGUCCAGUUCACGGCCGUCAAGGGCGCCCAGACGACCUCGAGCUCGCCCGCCAAGGCGAAGAAGUAG
This is a messenger RNA of Saprolegnia diclina VS20, 1140 nucleotides long. RefSeq lists its product as hypothetical. The coding region runs from base 1 to 1140 and encodes 379 amino acids. NCBI's taxonomy places the organism in Eukaryota, Oomycota, Saprolegniomycetes, Saprolegniales, Saprolegniaceae. Gene Ontology annotation, molecular function: S-adenosylmethionine-dependent methyltransferase activity. The transcript has 8 exons. The record is from RefSeq and is a predicted model, not a curated record.